AUGGCCACUUCAGUGAGGACGUUCCCAGUUGCCCUGUGGACACCGACGCCGGCUCCCUGGCCAGAAGAAAACACCACCGUGGUGGCGGAGGCAAAGUGCGUCUUCAACGAGGAGUUCAAGUUCAUCCUGCUGCCCAUCUCCUAUGGCAUAGUCUUCGUGGUGGGGCUGCCCCUCAACUCCUGGGCCCUGUGGAUGUUCAUCUCCAGGAUGAGGCCCUGGAACGCCACCACCACCUACAUGUUCAACCUGGCUGUCUCUGACACGCUCUACGUCCUCUCCCUCCCCACCCUGGUCUACUAUUAUGCCGACCGCAACAACUGGCCCUUCGGGAAAUGGCUCUGCAAGAUCGUGCGCUUCCUCUUCUACGCUAACCUCUACAGCAGCAUCCUCUUCCUGACGUGUAUCAGUGUUCACCGCUACAUGGGCAUCUGCCACCCCAUCCGCUCCCUGAAGUGGGUGAAGACCAAGUACGCCCGCAUCAUUUGUGUGGGCGCCUGGCUUGUCGUCAUCAUCUGCCUCAUCCCCAACCUCAUCUUUGUCACCACCAGCUCCAAGGGCAACAGCACCCUGUGCCAUGACACCACCAAGCCCGAGGAGUUUGACCAUUACGUGCACUACAGCUCCUCCAUCAUGGCCCUCCUCUUUGGGGUCCCCUUCCUGGUGAUCGUCCUGUGCUACUGCUUGAUGGCCAAGAGUCUCAGCAAGUCCAGCUUCUCCAGCCCUUGCCCCCGAAUGCCCUCCUACAAGAAGCGCUCCAUCAAGAUGAUCAUCAUCGUGCUCACCGUCUUUGCCGUCUGCUUUGUGCCCUUCCACAUCACCCGGACCAUCUACUACACCUCCCGCUACUUCCAAGCCGACUGCCAGACCCUCAACAUCAUCAACUUCACCUACAAGAUCAUGCGGCCCCUGGCCAGCAUCAACAGCUGCCUCGACCCCAUCUUGUACUUCAUGGCUGGGGACAAGUACCGGGGGCGGCUACGCCGGGGGCCAGCGCAGCGGCUCCGGCCCAUGCCCAUGUGCAACCUGGCUCUGGUAUCCUCCUCCACGGACAAUGUCGCGGGUGGCAUCCAGACUGCCAGAGACACCCAAGGGACAGCACGGAGCAGAGGCGGGUGCUGA
Molecule: messenger RNA, 1119 nt
Organism: Pygoscelis adeliae (Adelie penguin)
Lineage: Eukaryota; Metazoa; Chordata; Aves; Sphenisciformes; Spheniscidae
Gene: P2RY4
Product: pyrimidinergic receptor P2Y, G-protein coupled, 4
Exons: 1
Coding region: 1-1119 (372 amino acids)
Biological process (GO): G protein-coupled receptor signaling pathway; transepithelial chloride transport
Cellular component (GO): plasma membrane
Molecular function (GO): G protein-coupled purinergic nucleotide receptor activity; G protein-coupled UTP receptor activity
Source: RefSeq, a predicted model, not a curated record